This is a messenger RNA of Nipponia nippon (crested ibis), 346 nucleotides long. The record is from RefSeq and is a predicted model, not a curated record. Lineage: Eukaryota; Metazoa; Chordata; Aves; Pelecaniformes; Threskiornithidae.
AUGUCUUGCUACAGCGAGUCCUGCAGACCCUGUGGGGUGACCUGCUCUCAGCCGAUUGCUGAGAGCUACAAUGAGCCGUGUGUGCAGCAAUGCCCUGACUCCAGAGCAGUGAUCUUCCCCCCACCAGCUGUGGUGACGGUCCCGGGCCCCAUACUCAGCUCUUUUCCUCAGGAGAGCCUUGUGGGAUCAUCAGGCCCGGCCUGGUUGGGGAGUUCCUUCAGUUCCCAAAGCUCGCAGGGCUAUGGGGGCUCCUUUGGCUUGGGGGGCUAUGGGGGUUCCUUAGGCUAUGGGAGCUCACGGAGUUAUGGGGGCUCCUUCGGUUUUGGAGGCUAUGGGGGCUCCCUGG